AUGCCGGAGAAAAACUCUCCCAACAAGAAUUGUCUCUCUAUCAGGCUCUCCGAGUCUGCCGUUUUUCUCAGAACAGACGCUGCAACUGGUCGACGUCGAAAUGUUGACGCCCCGCGCACAUCCAUCCUUCGCGGCCUCCUUACGCUAGAGUUGGUCAAACCAACAAAGAUAACGAGUAUCGAUAUCGAACUCCAAGCGACUACCUCUACUGCUUGGCCAGAAGGCAUUGGCGCACGCCGCAUUGAGGUUACAGAACAGCAUCGUGUCUUCCAUGCUUCGACCGUUUAUUUUUGUGCUGGUAAGACACAAUCGCGACGGACGGCCUCUAUCGGUCCCGGCGUUACUUUGCCAAAUGAAGAGUUUGAAGAACAUGACUGGGACGACCCACUUUCAUACACCCCGCGUGGUAACGAGAUGGUGGUCCCAGCCGACGCUCAUGAUAACGGAGGGACAAGCUGGACAGCACACGGGUCACAGCAGUAUACUCUCCCUACUCACUAUCCUUACCGUCCCAAUCGUUCUCCAACUCCACCGCCGGUCCAGCGAAAUCAACGGCGCGUGAGUGUUGAUAGCCCUAAUUAUCAACGCCUUCCGGUUUCACAUCAUGAAGAGUAUGACGCUGCCCCUAUACCCCCAUACUCCCCUCAGGCUGUCUUCUCGCCUGUGCCGCUUGCGUCCCCUCCCCCGAUUCCUAGCGCCUCCUCCUCAUGCCACCUAUUAAACCCCGACGGGAGCACAAUAGUGGCGGCGCAAAAUUUGGAAGAGUUUAGGAACUCUUUGCAUUCCAGUCUUUCUAGCUUCCGACAAAGCCCAUCUUCGCCGAUGAGAUCGCAUCAAGAACGCUCUCUGUCUCGUAGACCAAGUAUGGAUGAUGUACCGGAACAUGAAUCCGGUCCAAGCACCUCUCAAGUUCGCUCUCCGACACCGCCACAAGAGAACGGGAACCAAGCAAGAGGAAGGAGGGGGUCCCGAUUCGGGUUCUCUUCUGUAUCGAAUGUGCUCAUCAAUGCGGUCCGCUCGAGUUCACCACAAUUAAGUCCCAAGUUUCAACGUUCGCGCGAGAGGAACCGUUCUGAAGACGUGUCCAACGGCAAUAGAGGAAGGACGACGGAGAGAGCCUUCGAUGGAAAUGAACGGAUAUCAGGACAUGGAUCACCAAGCACUUCCAUUACCCGGUCAAGAGCAAAAGAAUCGAAAGAGCGGGGCUUGUCCAUCGGAAAUCUUUUUGGAAAAGCAACGGACGAGAAGGCCAAAGACAAUGUGAACGGUUGGAAGGAGUUCAAGAAAGGGACAUAUACCUACCCAAUAUCAUUUCCGAUUCCUGGUAACGCUCCACCUACGAUGCAAUGUGAUUACGGAUCCGUCGUUUGGAGGUUGCGGGCGACAGCACACCGUCCUGGUACUUUUAAAUCCAAGCUCACCGCCAGCAGGGAGGUCAUCAUGAUUGCAUGCCCUAUGGAAGAAGACACGGAGGACACGGAGAACAUCGUUGUGGAACGGCACUGGGAUCAACAGUUGCAGUACCUUAUCUCCAUAUCUGGGCGAAGUUUCUACAUCGGGGGCACCGUACCGGUGACAUUUACUCUGAUGCCGCUUGCCAAAGUCAAGAUUCAUCGAGUCUCAGUCUUUAUUGAAGAAAGAGUCGAUUACUAUACCAACAUGAGACGCAUUGCGCGUUCUGACCCUGUGACCCGCGUGGAACUUCUUUCUAUCAAAGGAGAGGGCAAGGGGGCGGACCCAAUCCUGCCUUUAGAGUCUGACGAGGUGGAGGCUUUUCGAAAAUCACCCUUGUUUUCCGUCCUUGAUCCUCAAGCUGAUAUUUCCGAGGUGGCAUCCAGUGUAAUGGGCCCAGGACCUUGGACUUUCCAUCAAGAUUUGAAGUUGCCAAGCUCAUGUGGUGCCAUGCGGUUUACGAACCGGAACCGUCGGUCAAACAUCAUUAUCACCCACUUGCUCAAGUGCGUCUUGAGGGUCGAGCGUGGCGACGACGUCCACAUAGAUGGCAAAACAGGCAAGAAAAGGUUGUUCGAUAUUGUGGUGCAGACCCCAGUGCACAUCCUUUCCCAGUGCCGUUGUAAUCCCGAAUGGACUUCGCUCCCCCGUUAUUCAGAAGCUCUCGACGAUCCCACAACCGUCAUACCCAACUGUCCAUGCCAUGUACAAAGGAUGAGGAGGGCUGAGCAGACCGAGUAUCAUCCUGGAUUUCGAUACAAUUUGCCUGCUGCUCUCGAGAGAAUGGCAUCCCGCCAGUCAUCGGACUCAAGCGCAUCUGCAGCAGAAACACACCCAGUAAACCCUGCCGUCAUGCGUACUCUGCGGCACAACAAUGCUGAUUUGAUGCUGAACACGAACUCUCAAUUCGAGAGGCUAAUUUCGGGGCAAGAGACCGAAAUGGGUGAAGCCCCACCUGCAUACGUUUUCUCGCCAGAGUGUGUGCUUCGAGUCGCGUAG
Laccaria bicolor S238N-H82 is the source of this 2451-nucleotide messenger RNA. RefSeq lists its product as uncharacterized. The record is from RefSeq and is a predicted model, not a curated record. The coding region runs from base 1 to 2451 and encodes 816 amino acids. The transcript is spliced from 6 exons. Gene Ontology annotation, cellular component: cytosol; cytoplasm; plasma membrane. NCBI's taxonomy places the organism in Eukaryota, Fungi, Basidiomycota, Agaricomycetes, Agaricales, Hydnangiaceae. Gene Ontology annotation, molecular function: protein-macromolecule adaptor activity; ubiquitin protein ligase binding. Gene Ontology annotation, biological process: ubiquitin-dependent endocytosis.